UUUGUGCGACGACAGUCGUCCGGGUAUGACUUUUGCUAUCAAGUUUCUUGGCGUUCUGUGAAGAUAUUUAUUUUGUUUUGUUUAAUUAUAUCAGUGGGGACAGCGGGCAGGUUCGGAAUGUCUCUUCACAGGCUACUAAGAUGCAAAACUCUUAAGCUGUCAUCGUGCAGACAGAUACAGAGAUCUUUUUCGACCAGCACUGAAGGAGAGGUCCGCAUUACCAAAAUACUGAAAGAGAAGUUUCCCCAAGCCUCAUCUCUCAAAGUUGUGGAUAUAUCUGGUGGCUGUGGAGCGAUGUAUGAAAUCCAUAUCGAGUCUGAUGAAUUUAGAGGGAAAAGAAUAGUGCAGCAGCACCAGGUAGUGAAUCAGGCACUCAAAGAAGAGAUUAAAGGAAUGCACGGACUGCGGAUAUUCACAGCUGUUCCCAAAAAGUAGACUCUGCACUAACGUUCUUCAUCAAGAUCAGAUUCAUCGGAUCAAACCUGAUUAUCGCACGCAUACACAAAAACUAUUACACGAUGAUAUUACAUGAAAGAAGUCAGAAACAUCAGGGAAACCUUUGAAAGAAAAUGUUUAAUGGGCCUCAUUUAUCAAUCGUUUAAUACAGCUGUGUGUAAGCCAGUUAGUCGUAAAUGACCAAGUCUGCUCAUGACAGAACUGAUUUACAGUUAGUGAUGCCCACAAAACUGCAUAAAAAGUAAAGCUCACAGAGCUGAAGAUGACCAAAAAUGAUGACUAAACGGUGAAAGAUCACCUCCUGAUUAUGGCGUGCAGUAAAUCUCCCAGUAUUUCAGCUCUGCCGCUGCAGCAUGUAAACACAGCACUAUAAAGACACACUACACUCCCCCCUUUUAUAGAGUGUCAUUACUUUUGUCCUAAUUGAAUGGCUAGGCUUAUUCGUCUUAAUUUAUGGAUUUGUUGUAGACUGUUUUCUUUCAAAUUCAUUAAUCUGAAGUGACUAAAUAUACAUACACACACACUCACUGGCCACUUUAUUAGGAACACUCAUCCACCUGCUGUUUCGUGCAGUUAUCUAAUCAGCCAAUCUCUUGACAGCAGCACAAUGCAUCAAAUCAUGCAGAUACAAAUCAAGAGCUUCAGUUAAUGUUCACAAUGUUCAGACAUCGGAAUGGGAAAAAUUGUGAUCUCAGAGUGUGACUUUCAAUGUGGCAUGGGUAUUGGUUUGAGCCAGAUGGACUGGUUUGAGUAUUUCAGAAACUGUCAGUCUCCUGGGGUUUUCACACAAAACAAUCUCUAGAAUUUACACAGAAUGGUGUGAAAAACAAAAAACACUGGGUGAGCGACAGUUCUGUGGGUGGACAUGCUUUGGUGAUAAGAGAGGUCAGAGGAAAACGGACAGUGCCGAGUUUCCCAAAAGCAUCGUAGCACAAAGAUCAUUGUUAAAUGGUAGAGCGAGCAGCAUAAUGAACACUCGCUCUCCUGGUUAAGAUGUUCUUAGCGCUAAGAGGCUUUUGGGAAACCCACCCCAGAUUGAUUCAAGCUACCAGGAAGGAUAUAGCAACUCUUUCAACCGCAGCAAGCAGAAAAGCAUCUCAGCAGGCAACAGCAGAAGACCCCAUUGGGUUCCAAUCCUGCCAGCCAGUAACAGGAAUCUUAGAAUCAAGAAUAAGUUCCUAUUAAAGUGGCCGGUGUGUAUAAAACAACAAAAAAAUUCUAUAUAUCCAGUUUGAUAAAUGAGGCCCGUUGUUGUUGCUGGAAUUCUACAAUACGCACAAAAUAUGACUUGAAUGCUGCACUGCGCACAAAAAUGCCACGAUAUCUUAAAGCCACUGUUGUAACCUGGAAAGCAACUCAGAAUAGCUAUGUGUUAUUCAUAACACCAGUGAUACUUGACUAAACAUAAAUAAUUGCUUUCAAACACUUCUGUAUUUAUGACACUUCUAUGUUUUUCUCUCUGCUUUAACGGAUUAUGAUGAUUAUGAACCAAAAGCCAUUAAAUCCCAUUUCUUUGUGA
Molecule: messenger RNA, 1975 nt
Organism: Neoarius graeffei (lesser salmon catfish)
Lineage: Eukaryota; Metazoa; Chordata; Actinopteri; Siluriformes; Ariidae
Gene: bola3
Product: bolA family member 3
Exons: 4
Coding region: 118-435 (105 amino acids)
Source: RefSeq, a predicted model, not a curated record